AUGCACCACCUCCCCACAGCCCUGCGCACAUGCGCGUCCUCCCUUGCAGCAAGGCGGCCAUCACCUUCUUCCCUGGCCGCCGCCGCAGCAGCAAGACCCAUGUUGUCCCUCUACCAGGCCAGGCACAGCUCGCACUCGCCCCUGGGGACGCAGGCGCCUAGCCAGCGCAAGAAGGUCACCCUCGGUACGCUGCGGGCGAUGCACCGGCGCAACGAGCCCAUCACCGUCAUCACGGCGCACGACUUCCCGUCCGCGCACGUCGCCGACGCCGCCGGCAUGGACAUCGUGCUGGUCGGCGACAGCCUGGCCAUGGUCGCCCUGGGCAUGGAGGACACGAGCGAGGUUCUGGUCGAGGAGAUGCUGUUGCAUUGUCGGUCUGUUGCGAGGGCCACCAAGGCUGCCUUCACUGUUGGCGACCUGCCCAUGGGCUCGUAUGAGGUAUCACCAGAACAGGCACUGGAGACAGCCAUCCGCUUCAUCAAGACGGGCCGCGUGCAGGGCAUCAAGCUCGAGGGCGGCAGCGAGAUGGCACCGUCGAUCCGGCGCAUAACCUCGGCCGGUAUCCCAGUACUGGCUCACAUCGGCCUGACGCCGCAGCGGCAGAACGCGCUGGGCGGGUUCAGGGUGCAGGGCAAGACGGCGGCGGGGGCGGCGAAGGUGCUGGAGGAUGCGCUGGCGGUGCAGGAGGCGGGGGCGUUCGGGGCCGUCGUCGAGGCCGUGCCGGCCGAGGUCGCCGCCCUCGUCACGCAGCGGCUGGCCAUCCCCACCAUCGGCAUCGGCGCGGGCAACGGCUGCUCGGGCCAGGUGCUGGUGCAGAUCGACAUGCUGGGCAACUCCCCGCCGGGCAGGUUCCUGCCCAAGUUCGUCAAGCAGUACGGCGACGUGUGGUCCGAGAGCCUGCGCGCCAUCGAGGCCUACCGCGACGAGGUCAAGAGCCGCGCGUACCCUGCGCCUGAGCACACCUACCCCAUAUCGAAGGAGGAGCUGGACGCCUUUGAGAAAUCCUUGUUGUAG
This is a messenger RNA of Diaporthe amygdali, 1014 nucleotides long. RefSeq lists its product as uncharacterized. The coding region runs from base 1 to 1014 and encodes 337 amino acids. Gene Ontology annotation, cellular component: mitochondrion. The transcript has 2 exons. Gene Ontology annotation, molecular function: magnesium ion binding; 3-methyl-2-oxobutanoate hydroxymethyltransferase activity. Gene Ontology annotation, biological process: pantothenate biosynthetic process. NCBI's taxonomy places the organism in Eukaryota, Fungi, Ascomycota, Sordariomycetes, Diaporthales, Diaporthaceae. The record is from RefSeq and is a predicted model, not a curated record.